CAUUCAGAGAAGCAAUUGCCCGUCAUUCAUUAGAUGCGACAAACACUUUCAAAGCUGACAAGUUGAGUUUCAAGGGUGUGCAGUACAGAAUUGGAGAUAUCAUGAUAAUAAAUCAGUCAAGUGUAUCAGAGUUAACAAUUGGAAAAAUUCAAAGCAUGUUAGUCAAUAAUGAGCAGUUGUAUUUAGUUGUUAGCCGUGGAGUAUUUUUCUUUGUCCCUGCAAUGGAACUAUUUGCAUGUGAGGAGGAUUUAAACACUGGCAAUUUAGUAUGUAACUCCAUUACUGAAUUUGCAGAUUACUGCCCUGUUGCUGUGUACCAGGAAGCUGGAACAAACUUCUUGUCAUUGAGACAAGCUAUUUCAGUCUAACACAAUGGAACAGAACACUAUGGAUCAAAUGGAAAUAUGUUGUGAAAGUGGCAAUAUUCCACAAAGUCCUAAAGCUGUAUCAGACUAUGGACUAAGGGCAACAUUGAGAAAAAGUGUAGUUGACAUAUUGGGGAAUUUGGAAGAAAGUGUUAUCUCUGAAAUUGUUCAGGAGUUGGAGAAACUUGGUGUUGUAACCAUUCAGGAUUUAGAGUGGAUCCAUGAAGACGAUCUGAAGGGAAACAUUCGACCUGUCCAUGCACGGAAACUUUUGAGAAGAUCCUUGAUGCAGAGUUCCACCAGAAUAUCAGCUGUUCCAGGAAGUAGCUGUUCUUCCAUGUCACCUUUGUCACCUACUUCGCCAUCAUCGAGUGAUUCGUCCAUGAAGUUUUCACCGAAAAGUCCGAAACCCAUCAUGUAUUCAAAUCGAGACCCCAAUUGGCCGGUUAAGAUGGAACUUCCCUGGGAUGAUCUGAACUGUUUAACCAAGGAGGCCCUUGUACAGGGUAAACGCUUAACACCAGAUGCCAAGAAGGAGGUUGUACAUAAGGUUGUGGAUGUUGUAAGACGAAACACACAUCAUGCCCUCCGACCUCAGUUUUCGAUCAUUGCACAAAGGAUGGUAGCUAAGUAUACACAAAGUCUUCAAGACAAAAUUGAUGACAGUGUGGUGGGCUCUGGGUAUGACACUUUGUUAAACAAAUUAGUGACCAGGAACCAAAAUCUGAAUCGCGGAUCCUCAAAAUUCUGCAUGUCAGGAAAGAAACGGCCUAUGCAGAAUACAGAAACUGAAUCUGGUAGUGACGAUUCCAGAAAUGAAGUCAAAACAAGGAGGGAUUCCUAUGGUUGUGUUAAAUGGAUGCCAGAGUUGAAAGGUGAUAAAGUGAAGGUCAUGGAGGAAAUCAGGGAUGCCCUGAUUGAGAUGAAUCAGUGUAAUUCUGACAAAAAAGAUGUGAACAAGAUAGAAGAGAACAUGUUGUCAUGUUAUGCUCUGCAGAGAAGGGACAUCAAUAGUGGAAUGUCAGUGGUGGAUCUCAAAUUAUCAUGGCCAUUUCUGUUCAGUAUUCAAGGAGUUCUGUGUCACUCCCAGGAAUUACUUGGUUUUAAUGUGCGAUCCGCUCUGGGAAAUGCAUACGCCAAGAAAGGACCUCGACUAAACAAUUUCUUCAGGAAAUCAUCUGAUGGAAAUGAAUUCAUCUUUGAUGAAGCACGACGACAGAGUAGUCAAGAUAACCUGAAGGCUUGGUUGUCGGCAGUGGUACUGUGCAUAAUGGGACACCUUGGAGAAAAGGAUGAAGAGCUUUUCUAUGUUGUAGAUGAAACAUCAACUGCUGCAGAAGUCCAGGCUUCCAGUAAAACAGAUUCACCUGUGUUGGUGGUUUUGGGUGACUCUGUAUUAGCUGGGAAGAGCUACAUGGUAAUGUGUGACCGCCAAAUCCUCAUCCCAAGAUGUCACAGUUUCAUGGAUUCGUUCUCAGCCCUCUUUGCAUCAUACUACAUCUUCAACCUGCAAUACCAGACCGGGGCUGCAGCUACACUUGAGUUCAUUCAAAGCCCACCUGGACCAAAGGUCAUGGCAGCCAUAUUGAAAAUGCUGAAAAGGUCGUCUUCAAAACUACUGGGCCGAUGAAGCUGAAGCUUGGUGUGUUCCAAACCAAUGAUGACACUCAGAUGUGUUCAAGGCAUUCGGAUCAGAUUUCCAAUAUGGCCGCCAAUACCAUUUUGUUUUUUUUGGUCAGACAUUGAUUAAGCAAUUGAGUUGAAAAUUGCAGUGGUGGUAGCUAGCACAAAGGCCACAAACACAUUUGACUAGUUUUGCUGUAUUUUGGUAUUAAACCUGGAUUUGACCUUUGAAGAUUGACUACGCCCCUGCUAAGUCCAUUGUUAAAUGUUAAAUUUACUUGACAAAGUGAAUAUAUGUAGCCAGAACAUUAUGGCAGUGAAUCUUCCUUUGUUUUUUUCAGGUGCUUCAUUGGUAUCAAUCCUGAUAGGGGAUCCAAAGGCAAUAAAGGGAAAAAGAAGAAAACUCAGAUGGGUGCCAAAGUAUUGAAGCUGAUCAGCAGCCUUUCUGACUUUGAGUGGCUUGAACCAUAAAGUGA
This is a messenger RNA of Haliotis rufescens (red abalone), 2464 nucleotides long. RefSeq lists its product as uncharacterized. The record is from RefSeq and is a predicted model, not a curated record. The transcript is spliced from 5 exons. NCBI's taxonomy places the organism in Eukaryota, Metazoa, Mollusca, Gastropoda, Lepetellida, Haliotidae. The coding region runs from base 373 to 1995 and encodes 540 amino acids.